AAUCGGUACUCUGCGUGCGUAGGGAUAUCCUUCACAUCCAUGCUCCUAAGAGCGGCAGAUCGGAGGUUGCUAACUGCACGCUUUCUGUUGGACUAGUGAACACAUCAUGAGCACAAGCUGAGAUCUGUCCAGACCACAGUCUGUCGUUUUACCUCGCUGUGUCUCGGUCUGCUCCAGCUGCCGCAAUGGCUUUUGGACCAGCUCCCAGUCCAACCGUGGUGGACCAGACCACCCUCAUGAAGAAAUACCUGCAGUUUGUGGCAGCGCUCACUGAUGCAAACACACCUGAUGAGACCAAACUCAAGAUGAUGCAAGAAGUCAGCGAGAACUUUGAGAAUGUGACGUCCUCGCCUCAGUACUCCACAUUCUUGGAACACAUAAUCCCUCGCUUCCUCACCUUUCUUCAGGAUGGAGAGGUGCAGUUUCUGCAAGAAAAGCCAACACAGCAAUUGAGGAAGCUAGUGCUAGAAAUCAUCCACCGCAUUCCUACAAAUGAGCACCUUAGACAGCACACCAAGAACAUCCUCUCUGUCAUGUUUCGCUUCCUGGAGAUUGAAAAUGAGGAGAAUGUUCUGAUAUGCCUUCGCAUUAUCAUUGAACUGCACAAACAAUUCCGUCCUCCAAUUUCACAGGAGAUUCAUCACUUUCUAGAUUUUGUGAAGCAGAUUUACAAAGAUCUCCCAAAAGUUGUUGCUCGGUACUUUGAGAACCCUCAGGUGAUUGCUGAGAACACGGUGCCUUCUCCAGAAAUGGUUGGGAUGAUCACCUCUGUGUUGGUGAAGACUGCACCCGAGAGAGAAGACAGUGAAACACGAACGCACACUAUCAUCCCACGAGGAUCUUUGUCUCUGAAAGUGCUUGCAGAACUGCCACUCAUCGUGGUACUGAUGUAUCAGCUCUACAAACUGAAUAUUCACAAUGUGGUGUCAGAGUUUGUGCCCCUCAUCAUGAGCACCAUCAUGCUGCAGGUGUCUCCACAAGCCAGGCAGCACAAGCUUUAUAACAAGGAGCUUUAUGCGGACUUCAUUGCCGCGCAGAUCAAAACGCUGUCAUUUCUGGCUUACAUCAUUCGAAUUUAUCAGGACCUGGUAGGAAAGUAUUCCCAGCAGAUGGUGAAGGGCAUGUUACAGCUGCUCACAAACUGCCCCUCAGAGACUGCUCACCUCCGCAAGGAGCUGCUCAUCGCAGCCAAGCACAUUCUCACCACUGACCUACGCAGCCAGUUCAUACCUUGCAUGGAUAAACUUUUUGAUGAAUCCAUUCUCAUUGGCUCUGGGUACACUGCUCGAGAGACCCUUCGACCUUUAGCAUACAGCACACUUGCCGACCUCGUUCACCACGUUCGCCAGAACCUUCCCUUGACGGAUUUGUCCUUAGCCGUGCAGCUAUUUGCCAAGAACAUUGAUGACGAGUCGCUUCCGAGCAACAUUCAGACGAUGUCCUGCAAGCUUUUGCUCAAUCUGGUAGACUGCAUUCGCUCAAAGUCGGAGCAGGAGAAUGGCAAUGGCCGGGACAUCCUCAUGAGGAUGCUGGAGGUAUUUGUGCUAAAAUUUCACACAAUAGCACGCUACCAGCUCGUCUCCAUCUUCAAGAAGUGCAAACCCCAGUCCGAAAUGGGUGUUGUCGAGCCAGGGGUCCUUCCAGGUGUGCCUGCUACACCCACUCCAUCUACAACGCCUGCCAUUCUCCCUCCUGCUCCCCCCACACCCGUUCCUAGCGCGCCACAGCCCCCAGCAGCAGCCUUUGACCGUCAGGGUGAGAAAGAGGACAAGCAGACGUUUCAGGUGGCAGACUGCCGCAGUCUUGUUAAAACUCUAGUGUGCGGAGUGAAAACCAUCACAUGGGGCAUCACCUCAUGCAAAGCCCCUGGAGAGGCUCAGUUCAUCCCGAACAAGCAGCUCCAGCCAAAGGAAACACAGAUCUACAUAAAGUUGGUCAAGUAUGCCAUGCAGGCUUUGGACAUCUAUCAGGUCCAGGUUGCCAAUAACCAACAAGCAUAUAUCAGGGUGGCCAACUGCCAAGCGGUACGCAUGAAGGAGGAGAAAGAAGUUCUCGAGCACUUUGCCGGCGUCUUCACUAUGAUGAACCCGCUUACAUUCAAGGAGAUUUUUCAAACUACUGUUCCAUACAUGGUCGAGAGGAUUUCCAAGAACUAUGCACUACAGAUUGUGGCAAACUCAUUCCUUGCCAACUUGUCGACAUCAGCCCUAUUUGCCACCAUCUUAGUGGAGUACCUUCUUGAAAGAUUGCCAGAGAUGGGCUCGAAUGUUGAGCUCUCCAAUCUCUACCUCAAGCUUUUCAAACUGGUGUUUGGCUCAGUCUCACUGUUUGCAGCUGAGAAUGAACAGAUGCUGAAGCCACACCUCCACAAGAUCGUCAACAGCUCAAUGGAACUGGCCCAGUCAGCCAAGGAGCCUUACAACUACUUCCUCUUCCUGCGGGCACUCUUCCGCUCCAUUGGUGGAGGAAGCCAUGAUCUCCUUUACCAAGAGUUCUUGCCUCUUCUACCGAACCUGCUCCAAGGUCUUAACAUGCUGCAGAGUGGCCUUCAUAAGCAGCACAUGAAGGAUCUCUUUGUGGAGUUGUGCUUGACGGUGCCAGUGCGUUUGAGCUCUUUGCUGCCAUACUUGCCCAUGCUAAUGGAUCCACUGGUGUCAGCCCUCAAUGGUUCUCAGACUCUAGUGAGCCAAGGGCUUCGCACCUUGGAGCUUUGUGUAGACAACUUACAGCCGGACUUCCUCUAUGACCAUAUCCAGCCUGUCAGAGCUGAGCUCAUGCAGGCUUUGUGGCGUACCCUCCGCAAUCCGGCCGAGACCAUCUCCCACGUUGCCUAUCGUGUCUUAGGAAAGUUCGGUGGCAGUAAUAGGAAGAUGCUGAAGGAGUCUCAGAGGUUGCACUAUGUGGUGACUGAGGUUCAAGGGCCCAGCAUCAAAGCCGAGUUCACUGACUGCAAAGCCUCAAUACAGCUCCCAAUGGAGAAGGCAAUAGAGACAGCCCUAGACUGUCUGAAGAGUGCCAACACAGAGCCUUACUACAGACGGCAGGCGUGGGAGGUCAUUAGGUGUUUCUUGGUGGCCAUGACCAGUUUAGAUGAUAACAAACAUGCUCUGUACCAGCUGCUGUCUCAUCCCAACUUCACUGAAAAGUGGAUCCCCAAUGUUAUUAUAUCUCAUCGCUACAAGGCACAGGACACGCCUGCCCGCAGAACUUUUGAGCAGGCCUUGACUGGAGCAUUCAUGUCUGCCGUGAUAAAGGAUCUGAGGCCCAGUGCACUACCAUUUGUAGCUAGCUUGAUUCGCCACUACACCAUGGUCGCUGUGGCUCAACAGUGUGGUCCAUUCCUAUUGCCGUGCUACCAGCUUGGCAGUCAGCCGAGCACAGCUAUGUUCCACAGUGAAGAGAACGGGUCAAAGGGUAUGGAUCCACUUGUUCUGAUCGAUGCCAUAGCCAUUUGCAUGGCCUAUGAAGAGAAAGAGCUAUGCAAAAUCGGAGAGGUGGCCCUGGCAGUCAUCUUUGAUGUGGCAAGCAUCAUCCUUGGCUCAAAGGAGAGGGCAUGCCAGCUUCCCUUGUUCUCCUACAUUGUGGAGCGUUUGUGUGCUUGUUGCUAUGAGCAGGCUUGGUAUGCCAAGCUCGGUGGUGUGGUGUCCAUCAAGUUCCUGAUGGAGCGGUUACCUCUUAUCUGGGUUCUACAAAACCAGUUGACCUUCCUCAAGGCCCUGUUGUUUGUAAUGAUGGACCUCACAGGAGAAGUUUCAAAUGGAGCCGUAGCAAUGGCUAAGACCACCCUAGAGCAGUUGUUGGUCCGCUGUGCCACUCCACUGAAGGAUGAAGAAAAAACAGAAGAACUCCUGACUGCCCAAGACAAAUCUUUCCACAUGGUAACACAUGACCUUGUUCGAGAGGUCACCUCCCCCAACUCCACGGUCAGAAAGCAGGCCAUGCACUCCCUGCAAGUGCUGGCCCAGGUCACUGGCAAAAGUGUCACUGUCAUAAUGGAGCCACACAAAGAGGUUUUGCAAGAUAUGGUCCCACCUAAGAAACAUCUUCUACGCCACCAACCUGCAAAUGCCCAGAUUGGCCUAAUGGAAGGCAACACAUUCUGCACCACCCUGCAGCCCCGUCUAUUCACAAUGGACCUUAAUGUUAUGGAGCACAAAGUCUUCUAUACAGAGCUGCUGAACUUGUGUGAGGCUGAUGAUGCUGCACUGAUGAAGCUACCAUGUUACAAGAGUCUUCCCUCUCUGGUGCCCCUCCGCAUCGCAGCUCUCAACGCUCUAGCGGCCUGCAACUACUUGCCACAGUCCAGAGAGAAAAUCAUUGCUGCUCUGUUCAAAGCCCUAAACUCGACCAACAGUGAGCUUCAGGAAGCAGGGGAGGCAUGCAUGAGGAAGUUCCUGGAGGGCGCCACCAUUGAGGUGGACCAAAUCCACACUCACAUGCGGCCACUGCUUAUGAUGCUUGGUGACUACCGCAGCCUUACGCUGAAUGUCGUCAACCGUUUGACCUCCGUUACUCGCCUAUUCCCCAACUCUUUCAACGACAAGUUCUGUGAUCAAAUGAUGCAACACCUUCGGAAGUGGAUGGAGGUGGUGGUAAUAACACACAAGGGAGGCCAGCGCAGCGAUGGAAGUCCUGCAUUGGAGGGCUCCGAGGAAAUGAAGAUCUGUUCGGCAAUCAUUAACCUUUUCCACCUGAUCCCCGCCGCACCUCAGACUCUAGUAAAACCUCUGUUGGAGGUGGUCAUGAAGACUGAACGGGCGAUGCUCAUAGAAGCUGGCAGUCCAUUCAGGGAGCCUUUGAUAAAAUUCCUGACUCGCCACCCUUCUCAGACAGUGGAGCUGUUCAUGAUGGAGGCCACUCUUAACGACCCUCAGUGGAGCCGCAUGUUCAUGAGUUUUUUGAAACACAAAGAUGCCAAGCCCUUAAGAGACGUACUGGCCUCCAAUCCCAACCGCUUUGUCACCUUGCUGGUUCCUGCUGGCACCGCUGCCACUGUGCGUCCUGGAUCUCCUUCCACCACCACGGCCAGAUUAGAUCUCCAGUUUCAAGCCAUUAAAAUCAUAAGCAUCAUUGUGAAGAAUGAUGAAGGCUGGUUAGCAGGGCAGCAUUCACUGGUGAAUCAACUCAGACGAGUGUGGGUCAGCGAGGCCUUUCAAGAGAGACAUCGUAAAGACAACAUGGCUGCUACCAACUGGAAGGAGCCCAAACUUCUAGCUUACUGUCUACUUAGCUACUGCAAGCGCAACUACUCAGAGAUAGAGUUGCUGUUCCAGUUGCUGCGGGCCUUCACGGGUCGCUUCUUGUGCAACAUGACCUUCCUGAAGGAGUACAUGGAGGAGGAAAUUCCCAGGAACUACUCCAUCGUCCAGAAGCGUGCCCUGUUUUUCCGCUUUGUCGAGUUCAAUGACCCACACUUCAAUGACGAGCUCAAAGCGAAGGUGCUGCAGCACAUCCUCAACCCGGCCUUCCUCUACAGCUUUGAGAAGGGGGAAGGGGAGCAGCUGCUUGGCCCACCGAAUCCCGAAGGAGAUAAUCCAGAAAGCAUUACCAGUGUCUUCAUCACAAAGGUUCUGGAUCCAGAGAAGCAGGCGGACUUGCUGGACUCUCUACGGAUAUGCUUGCUACAGUUCUCCACUCUGUUGGUGGAGCAUGCACCCCAUCACAUUCAUGACAACAACAAAUCCCGCAACAGCAAGCUACGGCGCCUUAUGACCUUCGCUUGGCCAUGCUUAUUGCCGAAAGCCUGUGUGGAUCCUGCCUGUAAAUACAGCGGACAUCUGCUUUUGGCGCAUAUCAUUGCAAAGUUUGCCAUUCACAAGAAGAUUGUUCUACAGGUCUUUCACAGCCUUCUAAAGGCCCACACCAUGGAGGCCCGAGCCAUUGUCCGCCAGGCAAUGGCAAUUCUCACUCCAGCUGUGCCAGCCCGCAUGGAGGACGGUCAUCAAAUGCUGACGCAUUGGACGCGCAAAAUCAUCGUGGAGGAGGGCCACACUGUACCACAGCUGGUCCACAUACUGCAUCUAAUAGUGCAGCACUUCCGGGUAUACUAUCCUGUUCGCCACCAUUUGGUGCAGCACAUGAUCAGUGCAAUGCAGCGUCUGGGCUUUACCCCCACUGUGACCAUUGAGCAUAGGAAACUGGCUGUGGACUUGGCCGAGGUGGUCAUCAAAUGGGAGCUGCAAAGGAUCAAAGACCAAUUGCCUGAAUCCGAGGGAGAAGUUGGGUCCAGUGGUGAAGGAACAAGUGGCACUGUAAAAGUAGGACUCUCCACAGACAGUGCCACUCCUGGACAAGAUGCGAAAAGAUUUCGUACAGCAGCUGGAACGGCCUCUACAGUGUUUGGUCGCACUCAGUCCAUGCCAGGCACAGAGACAAUGCUCAGUAAACCUGUUGACAAACAACAUACGGAUACUGUGGUCAACUUCCUCAUCCGAAUUGCAUGCCAGGUGAACGACAGCACCAAUGUCGCCGGUUCUCCGGGGGAGCUGCUUUCUCGUCGCUGCGUUAGCCUGAUGAAGACUGUCCUCAGGCCUGAUAUGUGGCCUCGCGCCGAGCUCAAACUACAGUGGUUUGACAGGCUGCUCAUGACUGUGGAGCAGCCAGCUCAGGCUAACAUCUCUAACAUCUGCACUGGAUUGGAGAUUCUCUGUUUCCUGUUGACAGUGCUGCUAUCACCUGCUAUUCUGUCCCACUUCAAGCCCCUCCAGAGGGGCAUUGCCGCCUGUAUGACCUGCGGCAACACCAAAGUCCUGCGUGCAGUUCACUCUCUCCUCUCUCGCCUUAUGAGCAUUUUUCCCACUGAGCCUAGCACGUCCAACGUGGCAUCAAAGUAUGAGGAGCUGGAAUGUUUGUAUGCAGCCGUGGGCAAGGUCAUCUAUGAGGGACUUACAAACUAUGAAAAAGCCACAAGCAACACCAAUCCCACACAGCUCUUCGGAACACUGAUGAUUCUUAAGUCAGCCUGCAGUUACAAUGCAAGUUACAUUGAUCGCCUCAUCUCAGUGUUUAUGCGGUCCCUGCAAAAGAUGGUGCGUGAACACCUGAGUCCCCAGCAAGCCAACCCAACGGUCACUGAGGCCAGCACUGUCACGAGUGAGCUGGUCAUGUUGAGCCUCGACUUGGUGAAGACUCGGCUCUCUGUCAUGAGCAUAGAGAUGAGAAAGAACUUCAUUCAGGUCAUUCUGACUUCGCUUAUUGAGAAGUCGCCGGAUCCCAAAAUUCUCCGUGCUGUUGUCAAGAUUGUGGAAGAGUGGGUGAAAAAUAAUUCUCCAAUGGCUGCCAAUCAAAUGCCGAAUAUUCGAGAGAAGUCCAUCUUAUUGGUAAAGAUGAUGACCUACAUCGAGAAGCGUUUCCCUGAUGAACUUGAGUUAAACGCCCAGUUCUUGGACCUCGUUAAUUACGUCUACAGGGACGAAAGUCUCUCUGGAAGUGACAUCACGUCAAAAUUGGAGCCGGCUUUUCUCUCCGGACUUCGCUGCACUCAGCCACUGAUCCGUGCAAAGUUUUUUGAAGUAUUUGAUGCCUCCAUGAAGCGGCGUGUCUACGAAAGGCUCCUCUACAUCUGUUGUUCUCAAAACUGGGAGGCAAAAGGUAGCCACUUCUGGAUCAAGCAGUGCAUCGAGCUGCUACUAGCAGUGUGUGAACGCAACACCAUCAUCGGCACUAGUUGCCAGGGAUCGAUGCUUCCGUCUAUCACAAAUGUCAUCAACCUGGCCGACAGCCACGACCGCGCCGCUUUCGCCAUGGCGACGCAUGUCAAGCAGGAGCCGCGCGAGAGGGAGACGAGUGAGACCAAGGAGGAGGAUGUGGAGAUUGACAUAGAAUUAGCACCAGGUGACCAAACCGCCAUUCCCAAGACUAAGGACCAGUCUGAAAGGGAUGCCGGCAACCAAUUGCACAUGCUUACGAACCGCCACGACAAGUUCCUCGACUCUCUACGGGAAGUCAAGACUGGGGCGCUGCUGAAUGCUCUUGUCCAGCUGUGUCACAUCUCUACUCCUCUGGCUGAGAGAUCUUGGGUGCAACUCUUUCCUCGUCUCUGGAAGAUUCUUUCUGACAGGCAGCAGCAUGCAUUAUCUGGAGAAAUGAGUCCUUUCCUGUGCAGCGGGAGCCACCAAGCCCAGAGAGAUUGUCAGCCCAGUGCGCUGAAUUGCUUUGUGGAGGCCAUGUCUCAAUGUGUGCCCCCCAUUCCGAUCCGUCCCUGUGUGCUCAAGUACUUGGGCAAAACACACAACCUCUGGUUACGAUCUACUCUUAUGCUGGAGCAGCAGGCCUUUGAAAAGGGACUCAGUCUUCACAGCAAACCUAAGCAAAGUACAGAGGUCUAUGAGCAGGAGAGUAUCACGCCACCUCAACAGGAAAUUUUAGAUUCCCUGGCUGAGCUAUACUCACUGCUCCAAGAGGAGGACAUGUGGGCAGGCUUGUGGCAGAAGAGAUGCAAGUUCCCUGAAACUGCCACUGCCAUUGCCUAUGAACAGCAUGGUUUUUUUGAACAGGCUCAGGAAAGCUAUGAAAAGGCCAUGGAGAAGGCUCGAAAAGAGCAUGAGAGGAGCACGGUUUCACCAGCUGUAUUCCCUGAGUACCAGCUCUGGGAAGACCAUUGGAUACGAUGUUCUAAGGAAUUGAACCAGUGGGAACCUUUGACAGAAUAUGGCCAAUCUAAAAACCAUUCCAACCCCUAUUUAGUGCUGGAAUGCGCUUGGAGGGUUUCCAAUUGGGCUGCCAUGAAGGAAGCUCUGGUGCAGGUGGAGAUGAGUUGUCCCAAGGAAAUGGCCUCAAAGGUGAACAUGCAUCGAGGCUACCUGGCCAUUUGCCACCCAGAGGAGCAGCAGCUCAACUUUAUCGAGAGACUAGUGGAGAUGGCGUCCAGUCUCGCUAUCCGGGAGUGGAGAAGGUUGCCUCAUAUCGUUUCACAUGUGCACACGCCACUUCUCCAGGCGGCACAACAAAUCAUCGAGUUGCAAGAAGCCGCUCAAAUUAACGCAGGACUGCAGCCAGCCAACCUAGGUCGGAACACCAGCCUCCACGACAUGAAAACUGUGGUGAAAACAUGGAGGAACCGACUUCCCAUUGUGUCUGAUGACUUGUCCCACUGGAGCAGCAUUUUCAUGUGGCGCCAGCAUCACUACCAAGCCAUAGUGACGGCAUAUGAAACUAAUACCCAGCAUGAUCCAAACAACAAUAAUGCCAUGUUGGGAGUUCACGCGUCAGCAUCUGCUAUCAUUCAGUAUGGCAAGAUUGCGCGCAAACAAGGUUUGGUAAAUGUAGCACUGGACAUUCUGAGUCGUAUCCACACCAUCCCAACAGUGCCCAUUGUUGACUGCUUCCAGAAGAUUAGACAGCAGGUUAAAUGUUAUUUACAGCUGGCUGGUGUUAUGGGCAAGAACGAAUGCAUGCAGGGUUUGGAGGUGAUAGAGUCCACCAAUCUGAAGUACUUCACCAAGGAGAUGACGGCCGAGUUCUACGCACUUAAGGGCAUGUUCCUGGCUCAGAUCAAUAAGUCAGAAGAGGCUAACAAGGCCUUUUCCGCUGCUGUCCAGAUGCACGAUGUCUUGGUGAAAGCGUGGGCUAUGUGGGGUGACUACCUGGAGAACAUCUUCGCGAAAGAUCGUCAGCUCCACCUCGGAGUCUCUGCUAUUACCUGCUACCUCCAUGCGUGCCGCCACCAAAAUGAAAGCAAAUCUCGCAAGUAUCUUGCAAAGGUACUGUGGCUCCUGAGCUUUGAUGACAAGGACACACUGGCAAACGCUGUGGACAAGUACUGCAUUGGAGUCCCGCCCAUCCAGUGGUUGGCGUGGAUACCACAGCUGCUAACCUGCUUAGUUGGUUCGGAAGGCAAACCUCUACUCAACCUCAUAAGCCAGGUGGGACGAGUUUACCCGCAGGCUGUCUACUUCCCCAUUCGUACCCUUUACCUGACGCUUAAAAUCGAGCAAAGGGAACGCUACAAAAGUGAUGCAUCCGGACAACAACAGCCUGCUUCAGUUGGGUCCCAGUCGCACUCGGGGGCGUCUGACCCAGGGCCCAUUAGGGCCACAGCCCCAAUGUGGCGCUGCAGCCGAAUAAUGCACAUGCAACGCGAGUUACAUCCCACCCUUCUUUCCUCCCUGGAGGGAAUCGUUGACCAGAUGGUGUGGUUCAGGGAAAACUGGCAUGAGGAGGUUUUACGACAGCUCCAGCAGGGCCUGGCUAAAUGUUACUCUGUGGCCUUCGAGAAGAGCGGCGCAGUGUCUGACGCCAAGAUAACGCCACACACGCUGAACUUUGUCAAGAAACUGGUCAGCACAUUUGGCGUCGGCUUGGAAAACGUUUCCAACGUGUCCACCAUGUUCUCCAGUGCUGCCUCCGAGUCGCUGGCACGUCGCGCUCAGGCAACUGCUCAGGACCCCGUCUUCCAGAAGAUGAAAGGCCAGUUUACGACAGACUUCGACUUUAGCGUGCCAGGCUCCAUGAAACUCCACAAUCUGAUCUCCAAGCUCAAGAAGUGGAUCAAGAUCCUGGAGGCCAAGACAAAGCAGCUCCCCAAGUUUUUUCUCAUUGAGGAAAAGUGUCGCUUCCUCAGCAACUUCUCUGCUCAGACUGCUGAGGUGGAAAUCCCCGGGGAGUUCCUCAUGCCCAAACCAACACACUACUACAUCAAGAUUGCCAGGUUCAUGCCUAGAGUUGAGAUUGUUCAGAAGCACAAUACUGCUGCACGCCGCCUCUACAUCCGCGGUCACAAUGGCAAGAUCUACCCCUACUUGGUGAUGAAUGACGCGUGCCUGACAGAGUCUCGACGCGAAGAGAGGGUCCUGCAACUCCUCAGACUACUCAACCCUUGCCUAGAAAAGAGGAAGGAGACCACCAAAAGACAUCUCUUCUUCACAGUACCGAGAGUGGUGGCGGUGUCUCCUCAGAUGCGGCUAGUGGAGGACAACCCUUCAUCUCUGUCACUGGUUGAAAUAUACAAACAGCGUUGUGCCAAGAAGGGUAUUGAGCAUGACAACCCUAUCUCCAGAUAUUAUGAUCGCCUGGCCACCGUGCAAGCCAGAGGCACACAGGCAAGCCACCAGGUCCUACGAGACAUCUUGAAGGAAGUCCAGGGCAACAUGGUGCCACGCAGCAUGCUAAAAGAGUGGGCCCUCCACACCUUCCCCAAUGCCACCGACUACUGGACCUUCCGGAAAAUGUUCACCAUCCAGCUGGCUCUAAUCGGCCUUGCUGAGUUCAUGCUCCACCUGAACCGACUCAACCCCGAGAUGCUGCAGAUAGCGCAGGAUACCGGCAAGCUCAACGUCUCCUACUUCCGCUUCGACAUCAACGACGCCACAGGUGACCUGGACGCCAAUCGACCGGUUCCUUUCCGCCUGACGCCAAACAUCUCAGAGUUCCUGACAACUAUCGGCGUUUCCGGUCCACUCACCGCCUCCAUGAUCGCUGUGGCACGUUGCUUCGCACAGCCCAACUUUAAGGUGGAUGGCAUCCUGAAGGCGGUCUUACGUGAUGAAAUCAUCGCUUGGCACAAGAAAACCCAGGAGGAUACUUCCAUGCCGCUGUCUCCGGCUGGCCAGCCGGAGAACAUGGACUCCCAGCAGCUGGUCUCGCUGGUCCAGAAGGCCGUCACUGCCAUCAUGACCCGCUUGCACAAUCUGGCUCAGUUCGAGGGAGGCGAGAGUAAAGUCAACACUCUGGUGGCUGCAGCAAAUAGCCUGGACAAUUUAUGCCGCAUGGACCCAGCGUGGCAUCCGUGGCUUUAAAAAGUACGUGCCAAUCUUAUGUUGGACACUCUAAUGGAAAGCUGUUUGAACAUUUAUUCAUUAUCCUUGACAUCCAUCUUAAAAGGUAGCAAGGAUAGAAAGACAUUUAGAUGUUAAAAGAAUAAAUGUCAGUACGAGUUAUAAUAAUUUGAUAUUAAAACUCCUCUUAAUGUUUUCGUUUGAAUAAAAUUUGUAGAAUUAUUUUACCAAGGUCGCCAUUGUUGUUGAAGACAUAUGGGCAUGCUGCCAGGCUUCCACAGUGUCAAUCUUAAACAUGUCGUCGGUUCUGCCCUUCCAAUUUGAACCCAAGCGGAACAUUAAUGAGAAGGACAGUAGAAGCACAAUGAACAGGAAAGACAGGAUGAGACGAGUAGCGUUCAUGUGUCUGGUUUGAUAAUGACAGCAAUAGUGAUGUCAAAAACUGUUUGCAGAUCUUCACGGUAAACUAUUGUGUGAUCCAACUUGUUCCAAUAUAAUUAUGGAGAUAGUUAGCAUCCAGACCUGUUGUGUGCUUUACAUAUGAAUAGGGUAUACGGUGAAAUAAAGCAGUUUGUUUACAAAGUAAACACUACAAACUUUAUUUCAAUAAAGGACUACUUACGUUUGAUGAUGGAUUGGAAUGUAAAUGUUCAGCGGUCAUUGUCCAGCUGCUUCCUUGGCGAGCUCUCCUGUCCGUAUUAGCAGGGGAACGAGCUGAAAAUUGCUCUCCGCCAGGCGGUUUGCCGUUCGGCGAAGACAGUCGACAACCCAGUCGUCAUGUGAAAUAAUCCGGGCUAGUUAUGUGUGAUUUUGCGCUUCGAAGACUUUGAAACAUCACUCGAUUCGCGUUAGCGUGUCGGCUAGCUGUCACGCCUCUUGGUUUGUUUACAUUUCCCGAAGCCGGGGCAGGGAAAUGACAUAAACCUGAUUUAGGUGGCAUAAAAUAUCGUUCGGGAGGAGCGACAGUAAAGGUGAAGUCGACAGUUCUUAACAUUAUGGAGUAAUUUUGCCAUGUCGUCAUGCGUAAUGCAUUUUUAUUAUUUCAUAUUCCAUUUAGCACAAGACUGUUAUUUGUCAUGACCAUGCCAUUUAUUUACAGUAGCUAUUGGGGAAAAAUACUUGGAUAAAAAAGAAUAUCCUGUAAAAAUAUUGGAGUAGUAAACAAUGGAAUAGUAGUAAACAAUGACAUUUUGCGGCUCUCUUUGUCACGUUUUCCUCGUUCUGAAUAAUUCCCCCUCAAUGGGCUGACUGGUCCUUCUCAAGCCAUUUAUUUAGCUAUUGGGGAAAAUACUUGAAUAAAAAGAAUAUCCUGUAAAAAUAUUGGAGUAGAGAGACUGAAACAAUGGCAUUUUGCGGCUCUCUUCGUCAUGUUUUCGUCGUUGUGAAUAAUUCCCACUCAAUGGGCUGCAUACUAAAUCAGAUGAAAUCGUGACUCCGCUGACGUCAUCCACCUGUUGGGGACGCUAGAGCCCUAUAAUGGUAGGCGUGGCUAACCGGCAGAUUAAAAGACUAAUUUCUCUUCAUCUGCGCUUUGCUAAAUUGUUGUAUAUUGUCGAAUCGUCUCAAAAUAUGAUUCUAAUUCACAUAAUAAUCCUAUUUAAGACUUUUUUUUUCUCGUGUCGUAUGCAGUUUAAAGAGUGACUCUGUGGAAGUUUGGCAGCUUGGUCGUGUGACGUGAACAACAAUGGCGAGCUACUAGUUCAUUUUUGCUUUAAAAUUUUACAAAUUUUUAUUAAAAUGAAAACAUUAAGACGGGUUUUAAUAUCAAAUUAUUAUAACUCGUACCUACAUUUAUCUUUUAAGAACUAAAUCUAUCUGUGGUUCCCAUUAAGGUUCAAUGACUACAAUACUAUUUGUAGUCCCAUGUCAAGACAAGUCAGCACAUUUGUAAAAUGACUGUAUAUACUUGUUUUUUUUUCCAGCAAGGCCGAGAACGAAAAGUGGUAUUUGCCAUGUGGCAAAAUUGAUUUUGCCAUGUGGCAUUUUUUUGGGAUGUGGCAAAAUGGAUUUUAGUUUGCGGCAUUUUUUGGGGGUAUAUGUCAUUUUUACAGGCCAUGCACGUCCAUGCCAUUGACGAUAUACACAUCCAAAUUUCCCUAUCAUUUUAAAGAAAAACGUGUGGCUGGGAUUUUUGACCAUACACUUACCAUUACAGCGCAUUGACAUUCAACUGGCAAUUGGCACAUGGCAGUGUAUAGUCAAAAAUGCCAUUUAAAAUGAAUGGAAAAUUUGAAUGUGCAUAGCCAUCAAUUGCAUGGACGUGCAUUGCCUGCAAAAAUGCCGUAUACCCAAAAAAAAAAAAAAAACAUUCAAAAAAAAAAAAAAUCCACAUACCAAAAUCCAUUUUGCCACAUACCCCAAAAAAAUGACACAUGGGGAAAAAAAUGACACAUGGCAAAAUCAAUUUUGCCACAUGGCAAAAAAAUGACACAUGGCAAAAUACAUUUUGCCAUGGAGCAAAAAAUGAAGGCAUCAUGGAAAAAUCUAUUUUGCCAUAUGGCAAAAAAAUUCCACGUGGCAAAGUCAAUUUCGCCAUAUGGCAAAAAAAAUGCCACAUGGCAAAAUCAAUUUUGCCACAUGGCAAAAAAAUGCCACAUGGAAAAAUCAAUUUUGCCACAUGGCAAAAAAAUGCCACAUGGAAAAAUCAAUUUUGCCAUAUGGCAGAAAAAUGCCACAUGGAAAAAUCCAUUUUGCCAUGUGGCAAAAAAUAAAGGCCAAAUGGCAAAAUCCAUUUUGCCAUAUGACAAAAAAAUGGCACGUGGCAAAGUCAAUUUUGCCAAAUGGCAAAAAAAAUGCCUCAUGGCAAAAUCAAUUUUGCCACAUGGCAAAAAUAAUGUCGCAUGCCAAAAUUAAUUUUGCCACAUACCAAAAACCAUUUUUGGUUCUCGCUGUCUCUCUUUCCCCUCUACUUUAUGACAUUUCUGCACACUAUCCGGGCAACUUUGUCAUUCUAGUCGAAGUAUUAGUGAGGAAGAAUUACUGGUUGGCAUUUUAAUGCUACUAGUAUUGUCCAUGAGCCUAGUUGGCACAGCGUAUGCUGAAAUAAGUUUUCUAGUGAAGCAGGGGGAAAGAAAAAAAAAAUUAUAAGCGAAACUGUAGAAUUGUUGUAAUUGUCAGGUUUGUCGUGAGGCUAUGGUUGCUGUUCAUUGAAAAACUAAAUUUUUUCUCCCUCUUUAUCCUAGAUUGUGUUCUACAUAUGUGAUGUUUAAAAAAAAAAAAAGGAAAAACUCACGGAGAUAUGUUCUUUUCAAUGGACAGCAACAAUAUCAAGAGAUACUGGGGGAAAAAUGCUCUCCUUGUUAUAUGAAGACCAUUGUUUUUACAUUUCCUAUGCUAAUUCAAAUUGUAUUUAUUAAGAUGUUUUUUUAUGAUGAAAAAAGUGAAGCUUUUGUAUUCAAUACUGUUUUUCAACAGUUUGUAUGUUGAAAAGUUUUUCUUUGUAGCUGUAAUUUUUGCCUCUGUUGUACAUAAGAAUUUUGUUUGAAUAAAAUGCUCUAUUUGAUACAACUCACUUCCUCCUCGCCACUUUAUUUCAUCCCGAACUCUUUAGGCGGCUUCAACUGUGCCCGUCAUGAUCAUAAAAACUCGCAAUUAGUUUUCUCCUUAGUUUCUUGAAGUUGGUUAUAAAACGGCAAUAAUAGCCGGUAAUCGCCAUCUGUGCCUCACUCUCUCGCAUCACUUUGUCAGCGUCAUAAUCGCCCUGAAGGACACACUCCUGGAUGUUAUUGUGCUCAUAACUCACACUGUGAAAUGACUGCACACAAAUCGCUCCCCAACAUUUAGGAAGUUGAUUGCCGUCAUCCCACAGUCCGUCGGCACUUAUGGAGAGGCGUUUCGGAGCAGCGCUUUCGCUCUAUCG
Corythoichthys intestinalis (scribbled pipefish) is the source of this 15573-nucleotide messenger RNA. It is a transcript of the gene trrap, whose product is annotated as transformation/transcription domain-associated protein. The coding region runs from base 186 to 11735 and encodes 3849 amino acids. Lineage: Eukaryota; Metazoa; Chordata; Actinopteri; Syngnathiformes; Syngnathidae. Gene Ontology annotation, molecular function: protein binding. Gene Ontology annotation, biological process: regulation of DNA-templated transcription; DNA repair. The record is from RefSeq and is a predicted model, not a curated record. The transcript is spliced from 73 exons. Gene Ontology annotation, cellular component: nucleus; SAGA complex; NuA4 histone acetyltransferase complex.